Molecule: messenger RNA, 1855 nt
Organism: Pongo pygmaeus (Bornean orangutan)
Lineage: Eukaryota; Metazoa; Chordata; Mammalia; Primates; Hominidae
Gene: TMEM191C
Product: transmembrane protein 191C
Exons: 9
Coding region: 691-1743 (350 amino acids)
Source: RefSeq, a predicted model, not a curated record
ACAAAAAUUAGCUGGGUGGUGGCGGGUGCCUGUAUUACUGGGUGCUCGGGAGGCUGAGACAGGAGAAUUGCUUGAACCCAGGAGGUAGAGGUUGCAGUGAGCCGAGAUCACACCAUUGCACUCCAGCCUGGGCAACAAGAGCAAAACUCCGUCUCAAAAAAAUUAGCUGGGCAUGGUGGCAUGUGCCUGUAAUCCCAGCUGCUUUGGGGGCUGAGGCACGAGAAUUGCUUGAACCGGAAGGUGGAGGUUGCAGUGAGCCAAGAUCGUGCCACUGCACUCCAGCCUGGGCAACAGAGUAAGAUUAUCCAAAAAGAAAAAAAAAAUGAGCUGGGUGUGGCUACACCUGUAGUCCCAGCUAUAUGGGAGGCUGAAGUAGGAGGAUUGCUUGAGUCCAGGUGGUGGAGGCUGCAGUGAGCUAUGAUUGUGUGACUGCACUCCAGCCUGGGUGACAGAGCCAGACCCUGUCUCAAAAAGAAAAGGGUCAUGAUGCCUCCCCAACAGGAUAUGGUGGGGACGCUCCAAGUCCACGGGAGAAGAGGGUACAAGCCGGAGCCAUGGAAGAAACGAACACGUAAGACUCCAGAGGCAAACUGCCCGUCUAGACAGCUCCGGCCUGCAGAGUACACCACUCCCAGGCCAGCGCCAUGAGGUCCUGCUGAGCCACCCACCUCACUGUGAUCAUCCCCAGCCAUGGCCGCGACGCAGGAGCUGCUGCUGCAGUUGCAGAAGGAUAACCGAGAUGGUCGCCAGCGGAAGCAGGAGCUAGAGAAGCUGAUGCGCGGGCUUGAGGCCGAGAGCGAGAGUCUCAACCGGCGCCUGCAGGACCUGAGCGAGCGGGAGCGAAGCCUGCUGCGGAGGCAAAGCCAGGCAGCGCAGCCUCUGCAAGAGGAGGCGCGCGAGGCGGCGCGGGAGCGCGCGGAGCGGGUGCGCAGAAGGCUGGAGGAGGCUGAGCACCACAAGGAAGACUUGGAGCAGCACAGCAGGCAGCUGCAGGAGCAGUGGGAGGAGCUGUCGAGUCAGCUCUUCUACUACGGAGGGGAGCCGCAGAGCCAGAAGAGCACGGAGCAGCAACUCGCAGCCCAAUUGGUGACGCUGCAGAAUGAACUGGAGCUGGCGGAGACCAAAUGCGCCUUGCAGGAGGAGAAGCUGCAGCAGGGCGCGCUGCAGACAGCGGAGGCCUGGGCCAUAUUCCAGGAGCAGACCGUAGUCCUGCAGGUGCGGCCCCACUCAGACGCCAAGGUGCCUCUCGCCUCUCCUUCCCCAGACCUGGGGCGGUGUGACGGGCAGCUUCGCGGAGUGCAGUACAGCACCCAGUCGCUCAUGGAGGAGAUGGCCAGGGCGGACCGAGUGAGCGCCUGCGCGGGUCCGGGCGGGGUGGGCUGGAGCGGGACACGUCUCCCCAUCCCCCCCGCGGUACCGCCUCUCCCUCCUCCUGGAAACCGGGCCGGCGCCGCGGGUGCGGAGGUAGCUGGAUGCAGCCCUCUCUCCCCGCAGGAGAUGCGGCUGUUCGGCGGCCCUGGCGCGCUGGCCAUCAGCAGGCGGUGCGUGCUGGGCUCGCUGCAGGUGCUGCUGACGCUGCCGCUCCUCUUCCUGGGGCUGUCGCUACUCUGGACGGUGCUGUUGGACCCCGGCGCCGUCUCCGCGUGGCUCUGGAGCCUCACCUCGGAGACGACGCUGCGCCGCCUGCGCUACACGCUGUCCCCGCUGCUGGAGCUGCGCGCUAACGGGCUGCUGCCAACUUAAGUGCAGCGCCCCGUGCCUGGCUCCAGGUGGACCGCAGGGCACCUGGCUUUAUUUCUGGUGCACUCCUGAGAGUGUAGACCAAGGUCGCCUAAUAAACUCCUCAAGGGAUGAA